AUGGAAAACAUUGGGUUUCAAGUGAUUGUUGAUGAAAUUUUCACAAGGCUCUCUGUAGAAGAUAUUGGUCGUUUGAAAUGUCUUUCCAAGAAUUUUUAUAGGGAAUUGUCAAGUCAUGGAUUUCAGAUGAUGCAUGGUCUCCGAAGUGGAGAUUCACUACAAAAGAAACUACUCUCCUUUAAAGACACGUCAAUUGUCGUUGACGACGUAGUUGCUGGUAAUUUGGAUGUUGUUAGAAGCAAAACCUUAAGUUUUCCUAACAAUGUCCACCCUACCUUCUUACGUAUUCUAUCGUCAUUUAAUGGAUUGUUGUUAGUUUGCAAUGAAGGGAUUUGCUGUGAGCUGAUUCUUUGGAAUCCAACUACCAGGCGCUAUAAAGUUUUGUCUGGCGACUACUUAAAUUACAAUCAUGAUCAAAACUCUGAUACUAGUGGAAUUUAUUUUGAUCAAUUCAAUGAUCUGAAAGUGCUGAACAUCAGAUGUUACCGUAAUGUAGCUACUGCUCGUGUUUACUCACCACGUCGUGAGUCAUGGAGAACAAUAAAUUUUGUUAGCGUAAAUAAUUAUGGUUCAAGCGGUUAUUCAUGGUCUACAGGAGUUUAUGCUGAUACGACCAUAUAUUUCAUGGUUUCAAAUUAUUGGUAUCCACUAGGUGAGAGGAACAUCAUUGCUUUUGAUGUUCUUUCUGAGACUUUUAGAAUGCUUCGUUUUCCAGAGAGUAUCGUAGUCAAUCCUUGCCAAGGGCAUUUUUUGACCAUCGCAAAGAGGCUGCAUUUGAUUGUUAUUAGAAAGUCUGCGGAGCUAACUGCUGAUUUGCUCAGAUAUGAAGAAGAAGGCUGGAUGAAGGUGUUUGCUUUCAAUAAUCCUUGUGUAGUUGAUUAUAUAGAUAGGCGCCGAAGGACUAAUAUAAUUGAAAACAACAAGUGGCUGAUAACAAGCAUCUGGGAGGAUAUGGUUGAAGUUGAUCUGAGCAACGAACUUCUGAAAUACCUCCAACAUGUUGAAGUUGAAGUUGUGGAGAUAUGGUUGAAGUUGAUUUGUGCAAUGAACUUUUGA
Helianthus annuus (common sunflower) is the source of this 1056-nucleotide messenger RNA. RefSeq names its product F-box/LRR-repeat/kelch-repeat protein At2g27520-like. NCBI's taxonomy places the organism in Eukaryota, Viridiplantae, Streptophyta, Magnoliopsida, Asterales, Asteraceae. Gene Ontology annotation, molecular function: protein binding. The transcript is spliced from 2 exons. The record is from RefSeq and is a predicted model, not a curated record. Bases 1 to 1056 code for a protein of 351 amino acids.